GAAACCCUUAAAACCACUCCCUCUCUCUCCCUCUCAAAACCCUCCAAAAACCCCUGAAACAUGAGCUCCUACAACAACAGCAAUCCCUCUUCCUUUGAUAAUCUCCUCCUCCAAAGCCUCAUGGGCAGGCUCCAUCUCCGCCCUCCAUAUCUCCACACCAACUCCUUCCUCUCUCAAUCCCUCUCUGACUUCCUGGUGGACCCCAACGCCCCGAUCUCCUCACUAUCCGACGACGAGGACGAUUCCGAGAAGACCCAUCUCGCCAAAGAGGAAUCCAAGCUCGAGAAGGCCAUCAUCCGUCUCAUCCUCUCUGGCGACACUGGCGACUUAAAGCCCAAUUCGGGCCAGGCCGUAACAGUCGGCGAUCACCACAUCUGCGUCGGUUUCCACGAAGAGAAAGGAUCUGAUUACCGGGUCUGGGAGUGGCACGGGCACAUCAUGUUGUUUGAUGAGGAGAACGGGUACACGCCGGAGUAUAUAUACGGGAACUACUUUGAGAGGCGGGCCCGGGUGGAAGCCCGUGGCAGUGACGGUGACGGUGGGGAGGAGGAGGAGGAGAAGGAGAAGGAGAAGGAGAGUGGAGGUGGGAAUCUCGGGCUGCGGGAGCUGAUCGGAGGUGGGGAUGAGAUGAACAGUCGGAUUCUUAGGAGGAAUUUGAAUGUGGGGUCGCCGAGGUAAGGCUUUUUUGACAGUUUUUUAGUUGAAGCCGAGGUUGUAAUAUUGAUGAUGUGUUCAAACUGAGAAUACCCAAGUUGAGAUUUCGACAAUUUUCUUUUAAAUGGUUUCUUGCUAAGUUGGCCAUAAAGGGAUUUUGAGUCUAUGCAACUGAUAUUAUAAUUUCAUUAUGGAAGCUCUUUUCAUUAGUUCUGUGAUAAAUGAUUAUGAAAGUUCAGGAGA
Magnolia sinica is the source of this 897-nucleotide messenger RNA. RefSeq lists its product as uncharacterized. The record is from RefSeq and is a predicted model, not a curated record. Bases 61 to 678 code for a protein of 205 amino acids. NCBI's taxonomy places the organism in Eukaryota, Viridiplantae, Streptophyta, Magnoliopsida, Magnoliales, Magnoliaceae. The transcript has a single exon.